AGAAUUCUCAUGGACUUGGUAAAAGACAGUCAGAUAGUGAUAAAUUGAUCUGAGACCCAGAUCUGAGAUUGUGUAUCUACAUUGAAUCCAAUCUGGCAGGCGAAAUUGAGUUUGAAUUCUUUGUUUUUAUAUCUCUUAAUUCAAAGAUCUCAUAGAAUACAAAAAACAACAAAUUAUUCAUUCACUUAUCCAAUGUACUAUUAGUUGAAUGUUGAAAAAGAUUUAAUGAUAUACUGUAUCAUGGGAGUAAGAGAUCCACAUCAUGUAUGGAUUUCUUGGUAUCACUAUCAGCCUCAAUGUCAAAAGUUAUUUACAAAGUAUAAAUUUAUAAAUUUCACCACAGAUGUUUAACGUGUGGGAACCUCUUGAGUCAAAAUUGUUGGGGCCCCUGUAAAAUUUGGUCUUCUAUCCUUUGAAAAUUGGAAGAAUGAUUGCAUUAUGGAAUUGUAACAUUUCUUGUAAGAUUAUUGUUUGAGCAUAUUCUUCUUGUACAUGUAGUUCAGAUUGGUUCACAUGCUACAUAUAUUUUUUUUUAAAUCUUUUUUUAAAAACAUGUGCACAUGUUGGUAUCAAUGGUGCUCAAGGCCAUGCCGGGAAUAAUGCCAGGUGGGUGAUUCAUAAAGCUGUUCGUAAAGUUACGCACAACUUUAUGCAUGACUGGAACAUGUUCUUAGGUCAUAAAUCAACAAUACAGGGAUAUCAUUUAGCACAAGAAAGGAUCACCAUUCAUGUGUAAAGUCAUUCAUAACUUACAAACAGCUUUAUGAAACACCCACCAGGAAUCAAACCCCGGACUUCCACAGUGUAGUCGGCCACUUCCCCUUCACUACAGAACAGUUUAUAACUUUAAACAUGAACCAUUUUUUUAUCCAUUUUGCUUGCUUGCCAUGUGUUGGUUCAUAAUGAAGAUAUUAACUACCUAACAGCAAUACUUUUUUUACCUUGUUCUCUCUCUUUGUUUUCUACAUUUCCAUUGCAGAAAGCAAUCAGAAAAGAACUCUCAGAAGUCCCAUUUGGUGAAUUACAGAAACUGCAAGAAAAAAUUGGAUCCAAAAAGUACAAUGAAGCCCUAUUUGGCAAACAGGAGCAGAAAUCCCAUGAUGCAUCUAAACCAUUCAAACGUGCCAAUAAGAACAGACCACGCGAAGAAUCUUCUAAGAAACAUGUGUCAAGAUUCAGGAAUGUGGUAGAGGUGAAGAAACAGAUGGCAAGAGAUCCUCGGUUUGAUGAUCUGUCUGGAGAUUUCAGGGAAGAAACAUUUGAAAAGAAUUAUCAAUUUCUUUCUGACAUCAAGGAAAGGGAGAAAGGGGAAUUGGAGAAAUCAAUGAAGGAAACUGAUGAUCCUCAGAAGCAACUCAAGAUUCAAAGAUAUCUCUAUAAAUUGGAACAACAAGAAAGGGCGAAGAACAAGAAAAACAGUGCCAAGGAGUUGGAAAAGAAGUACAUGAGAAAAGAGAAGGAACUAGUCAAACAAGGAAAGAAACCAUUCUUCCUCAAGAAAUCUGACAGGAGAAAGCUGGAGCUAGCAGAGAAAUUCAAAGCACUGAAGAGGAGCGGGAAGGUUGAUAACUACCUUGCGAAGCGGCGGAAGAAAAAUGCUCAGAAGGACCGGAAAAAGAUGCCUUCCCUUGUUCAUGAUGAUAGCUGAUCACUACUUGGGUUGCUCUGAUGGAAGGAGAAGGUUUGUGAUUCCUAUCCUAACCAUGUUGCAUGAUGGAAUAUGAUAGAAAAGGACAUUGUGAAUGAAGGCACUAUUCACCAAGUACGGUGCAGUACAGCAAUGCAUUAUUCUAAGACAGCAAGCUCACAUGAACUUUGGAGACCAAGAAACAUUUCACAAGAUAGAAUCUGUAUCAGUUGUAAAGAUUAGAUUAAUGUUUGCACUACUUCAAGUUUGUUUCAAGUGGCAUUGCAGACACCAUUGUACACUACCACUUCAAUCCAGACAUAGUACUUGGGUGCCAUGUGAUUCUCCCUGUAUUCUCUCAUCAUAGGUAUGGGGCCUUGCCGCCUGGUAAUAAGACUUACAAUUAUGGUAACUUUGCGGUUAUAUCAACUACCAUGGUAACAGGGCUCAACAGCCAAUCAAAAUCAAGGUUUCCAUGGUAGUUACCAUAAUGGCAAGGUUAGCGUAGUUGUAAGUCUAUAUUAUAUGAAGCAGGUCUAUGGUCAGCUUAUAAUGACCAAGGAUGAUACUUCAGCAUUAUCUGUACAUUUGACAUCACAUGAUAGUAAGGUUUCAAGUACAUAAUCUAUUUUAACAAGUUAUUGUACUGUAACUGUUAUAAUACAUAUCUUAGAAAUGAAGGUAUUAUACUUAUAAUUGUGUAGAUGUUAUCCAAGAUCUAUUGCCUUUUAUUAACUUCUCUAAUUUAAAGGUAGGGGAGAAAUUUAUUGUACAAAUUAUGCAAGAUUGCAACAUCAGCGCCCAAAGGGUUAAGAAUCUGUUUCACUGACGUAAGCAUAUCUCUAUUAAUUUCAACAUAUGAUAUCAUGAAUUAACAGAUUUUUCACAAAGUCUCCCACUCUCCUGCUGAAGUCUUGAUUUCUCAGUUUUUCUUCUGAUUAAGAUGUAUUUUCAUGCUCUCAAAAUGCAAUUAAAAUAAUAUGUGACAUUAAUCAUUGUUGUCUUACUUUUGGCAGCUUUUAUAUAUCACUUCAGUCUGUUUUUUUUUCAUUCAAAGUAAUCAGUUUCAUAUUUCAAUUCAAUUAAAUUCGGUUUGUUAUGAAAAGACAUUGUAAAACAGUCCGAAGACUGACACAUACAAAGUUAACAGAAAAAAAGGAAAAAUACAUUAAAUUAUAUAAUGUACCUACGAAUUAAAAAAAUAUAAUAAGAACAUAAGAGUAAGAUUAAAUAUUGCACUCGAGGUUCUACACAUUACAGAAAUAUCAUUAAGGGGGAUAAUGCUAUAUAAAGAGAAAAUAGAAUGACCGAUAAAAACAUAUGUAUUAUGUUGAUUGAUUUCAAUUCAAAUUGAGGGAAAAAAAACUGUUGUAAAUUAUGAAAAAGGAGGUGAAGGGUGAAGGGAAGAAAACAAUGUCAUACUUUUACACACAAAUUAUAUACAAACAUGAACAAGGGUUGACUGUUAAUGACAUGGAGUUCAAUGGCAUAUACAGAGGCAAAUACAUAGCAAUAUCCAAUUUCAACAUAUCACAGAGCAGCAUUCAAUAAUGCUGUGACAUGAAGGAUCGUUGAGUUCUUGUAUCUCUGAGAAUAAUGUUAUGAGGUUUCCUUUUUCUCAAGCUCAGAACUAGAGCACAUAAGUGGAUUCAUUACAUAAGAAAUAUAAUGAAUAUAAUAACCAGAUCAGAAAAGGGGCUAGACUUCUUAAUCACCAGAUAAUAAUGAUCAGGAACCCCUGGGGUCCGUUGCAGAAAGAGUUGCGUUUAAACACAAGUCAAGAAAUCAAUCGCAAGUCCCAAAUGCGCGCUGUUGAUUGGUUGAAAAUCAAGUUGCGCAUGAUUUUUAGAGUUGAGAUUGAUUGCAACUCUUUCUGCAACGGGCCCCUGGGGCAGGGAUAUUGAUUUUAAUGUUGUUCAUCUGGUAUGCUUGUAUUAUGUAACACAAUCUUACGCUACAUAUGGCUGACCUCACACUUGGAAUUAUUAUUAUAAAAUAAAUGUUUCUUUGCAUGAGAUCAACUACAUGAAAUUCAUAUCAAGCAAGCAUAUAAAAGAUGCAUCAGGAUGAUAUAAAAAUUACCCGUUGUAGGACUAUAGAAUAUGAAAUGUUCAAGAUCAUACUUUUUGUCAAUAAAGAAAACUUAAACUUAAAAGUUUAA
This is a messenger RNA of Lytechinus pictus (painted urchin), 3788 nucleotides long. Its product is annotated as ribosomal RNA processing protein 36 homolog. NCBI's taxonomy places the organism in Eukaryota, Metazoa, Echinodermata, Echinoidea, Temnopleuroida, Toxopneustidae. The record is from RefSeq and is a predicted model, not a curated record. Gene Ontology annotation, biological process: maturation of SSU-rRNA from tricistronic rRNA transcript (SSU-rRNA, 5.8S rRNA, LSU-rRNA). The transcript is spliced from 9 exons. Gene Ontology annotation, cellular component: 90S preribosome; nucleolus. Bases 1205 to 1648 code for a protein of 147 amino acids.